UGACAAAAGAUUAUGAAUUUGACUGAUCGGUGUUCGAAUUAAAUUGGUACCUACAGAAUUAAUGUUCUGGGUCAAUUUAUUUUGUGUAAUACGCUUAUUUUAGUUACAUAUUAGUUAUAUUAUCCUCGUGAUAUCUCAAUCAACUUUGAAUCGUCUUUCGGCUGCUGUAAAAAAUGUCUUCUCUGCCGGCAGCUGAUGAAAUUGAUGAAGCGAAAGAGCGCGCCCAUUUUCAAGCUGUAGUUAAUGCUUUUAAAUACUACAAAUUAUGCUGCCUGGACAGGAUACACAAAUCAGAGAAAAUCAUCUCCAUGUUACCAAAGACGCAUCAACAUCGCCUAGAGAAAUACAAAGCUUACCUCACUAAGUUUAAAAACUGUCUAGACGUUAAUAAUAAUGUAGUGCACAUGAUAAUAAAGCAUGUGGAUACAAUGUUCGAAAAUGUAGACCAUAGUCAGGACGGAGAGACAAACGGUACAGAAUCGUUUGGUUGUAAUUAUAAUAAUUGCGAGAUUAGUUCGCAGAAACAACAUAAGAUGCAGCAUGAUGUUGAAAAGGUACAAUCAGUUAUAAAGAAUAUAGUCAGAGAUUGGAGUUCAGCUGGCGCAGUGGAACGAGAGCAGUGCUAUAAACCUAUACUGGACGAGUUAGAAGCUAGGUUUCCGGUUGAUACCUUAAAUGAUCGAUCUCACAUAAAAGUAUUAGUGCCCGGCGCGGGGCUCGGCCGGCUCGCGUGGGAGAUAGCGGCGCGUGGCUUUACGUGCCAGGGGAAUGAGUUCUCGCUGUUCAUGCUGUUCGCGAGCAAUUUUAUACUGAACAAGUGUCCUGAGGCGAACAAGCACACGGUGUACCCGUGGCUGCACCAAUACGUGAACCACAUGACGAGCGAGCACCAGGCGACCGCCGCCACGUUCCCCGACGUGCCGCCCGCCUGCCACCACUCGCACUUCUCCAUCGCCGCGGGGGACUUCCUCAAGGUGUACACAGAGACGGACGAAUGGGAUUGCGUCGCGACGUGUUUCUUCAUAGAUUGCGCGCCGAACGUGAUAGAAUUUAUCGAGAGGAUAUACGCCAUAUUGCAACCGGGGGGCAUUUGGAUCAAUUUGGGACCGCUAUUGUAUCAUUAUAGCGACAUGCCGAACGAGAUUAGCAUCGAGCCGCCAUAUGACAUUCUAGUUGAUAUAAUAAAGGACGUUGGGUUUGAUAUUGUGAAGGAACGCACAGGCGUUAAAACGAAAUACGCACAGAACCCAAAUUCUAUGCUACAGCACGAAUACAAUUCCGUUUUCUUCGUGUGCAGAAAGCCUAACCUGUAGUUAUUAAUACUCGAUAGAACAAAGUAUUAUAAUUAAGAAUAAUUUAUGUUAUGGGCUGUAUGUGUAUGUUUUAAUGUUGCUAGUUAAAAAAAUAUUUCUUAAAUGAUGUUAUAAUAGGAAAAAAGAGCGUGUGUACCGAGCACACG
Messenger RNA from Colias croceus (clouded yellow), 1459 nucleotides. Its product is annotated as carnosine N-methyltransferase. The transcript is spliced from 8 exons. Lineage: Eukaryota; Metazoa; Arthropoda; Insecta; Lepidoptera; Pieridae. Bases 174 to 1313 code for a protein of 379 amino acids. The record is from RefSeq and is a predicted model, not a curated record. Gene Ontology annotation, molecular function: S-adenosylmethionine-dependent methyltransferase activity.